Molecule: messenger RNA, 501 nt
Organism: Dinoponera quadriceps
Lineage: Eukaryota; Metazoa; Arthropoda; Insecta; Hymenoptera; Formicidae
Exons: 7
Coding region: 1-501 (166 amino acids)
Source: RefSeq, a predicted model, not a curated record
AUGGACGACACCAGGUUGCACAAGUAUUAUCGGAUAUCCGGACACGGCUCGGACUCGUUGAUAUACUGGUUUCUCAACACCGAUCACAAUCUCAGACGAUUCUUCAACUUGAACGCCUAUUGCGGAACGGUGACGUUCGUUACGUUCGUCUUCGCCGUGAUUAUGGCCGUCUGUUCGAUAGUGAGUGUGCGCACGGUGAUGUCGAACGACACGCUCUUUCGCGAAUUGCUCGAAAAAGCGGAGAAGAAGUUACCACGGAUGGAGAGCGUCGUUAGCAUCAUACCGCCGUACAAAUGUAUUCACAAGCAUCUGCAGCGGAUGAGCGUGUUCCAAGAGAAGACGAAGAAAAUGUUAUGCAAGGAGCAUCUAGAGCUGGAAAUAAUGAACAGCAAGAUGUCGUGCAUCGAGAAGCUAUUGAAGCCGGAGGAGCAAUCCGAAUGGCGUCGUUCCAGAUCACCGAAGGUAUAUUAUCGUCCUAUCAACGUGGAAACGUCGAAAUAG